GCAUCCAUUGAGACUGAAGGAUGUAGUCUGAAAAUUGCCUUACAUCUAAUCUAUACAGAAAGUUCUCUUCCUCCCACUCUGCAAGGCUUUAUUUUUCUACCCUACCACAUAAGAAGAAAGUGAAAAUAGAUGUUUUCCAUUGCAGCUACUUAUUUAGGGAUCCUGGACUCCACCAAUUGCUGUACAUGAACCCCUACAGAUGAAAAAAUAAUGCAAAAUCCAUUCAGGCCCAGCCAGAAUAAAUGACUUCCCAGAAUGCCCAUUUAUUCACAUUAAGAUUUUCCAUCUGUGAGAUUUUACACCUUCCUAGAUCUUAUGGAAAGAAUAUGUACCUCUGAAUGCACAUUUCAGAAUUACAGAUGUGAAGCUGCUGGUGGAACAGCAAGGGCUGCCUUAUAGAUGAUAGUUACUUUUAGUAAGGCAAAUUAUCUUUGUUCUCUACUGUCCCUUUCACAGACAUUAGGAACUACCCCCUGGAUGUCAGGCCCAAGUCCAGAGCAGGCAUUUUCAAAAGUCUGAAUAUCUUUAAACACAGGAGCUUUCUUAAGGACUGCAAGUCAAACAAAAAUGACAGCAUCAGACAUCACAACUCCAUGUUUAAAGGCACAUUCUCAGCAGAGAAUUGGAAAUAAAAAAGAAAUUGAUGAAGCAUUCCUGUUUGCACAAAUGUGGGAAGCCUGAAGCAAAGAGCUAGCUAGCCAAACACACAUAUUGGGGUUUGAACCUCAAGAACUCUGUAAAUACAGGAACAUCCCUAGGUUCAGCACAUAGCUGCCUUCUGCCACACUCAAGUAAAACCACAGAUACUCAAGAUACCUGAGUAUCCCUCCUUGUCCCUUCUCUUCAAUCUGUCUGCUCACAUUACUUCCCUUCCACAAGUCCCAAUGGCAGAGCUGACAGCCACUAAUCUGAAAAGUCAGCCAAACUCAAGCAGCAGCUUGCAGCAGAUAACUGCCCUUGUUGAUGCUCGCUGUACGCAGAACAUUUGCACAGCCUUCUGAAUACUUUGCUGGUCCACUGUUUUUCACCUGAAUUCUCAUUAGCACCCCCAACUGAGACUUCAGGGAGCACAAACUGCCAUUUCCUAUUCAGCUCAGUCUUGCAAGGUGAGACACUUACCUUAAAGAGCCAUUCAGCAUCUCCAGCAUGGCCUUUUUACAGUUCCUGUGAACAAGAGCUACAGAAAACCUUUCAGGAUUAGGUCCUACUUGGUAAACUUUGCCAAGUUACCAAGGGUUAGCAGUGCUCUGCCACAGAAUUGCAAAAGUCAGAAACUUCCCAGAGUCCUAGCUCUUUUCGAGUUCUUAAUUCAGAAAUAAACUUCCCUGUGCACAGGUAAUGAAUCAAUCAGAACAAACAGAGACAGAAUGACACAUACUGCUAUAAAUUGAAAUUGAAUCACAAAGGGACACUAUAGCUUGUCCCCUGAGUAUCAGUAGGCCCUAGGAAUGUAGAAUGUCUGUCCCAUAACUACAUUUCAAUACAUAUUAAUACACAAAUAAGUCUCUUCCAGGUGAUUUGAAGAGAGUGGAAGAAUGGCAAGCAUGACACAGCCUUCCUGUACAACCUUAGCAGCAUCACCUAGCUUGUCUCAUCAGAGCUAUAAUAGCUACCAGGAAUGCUGGAUAACACAUAUAUUAAAAGACUCCCUUAGAAGGGGGACGGCAAGGAGGCAGCAUCUACAAAAGAUUUGCUGAGCUUCUACAACCCUGUGUAACUGAAAAAUAAGUACUUAUGACUUUACUGUGGGUGCAGCAGUACAUAUCUGAUCCUGACACCUCCAGAUGGCAGGAAGCUUCUUUCCAAGAUGCUAACAGCUAUUUAAUGGGCUGUUGGUAUUUUAAGGACUGUUCAUCACGUAAUAGGGCUUUCAAUACAUGAUGCAGUGACAUUUGGCUGAAAGUACCUGUGCUGGAAUCACAGUAGCUAGAACUAGUGAUACCUUUCCUAUUUGAAAUACUGGCAUGACUGAAGAAAACCCUAAUCUUUACAUACUCUCUCUCUCUGUGUUUGCUUUAGCUCCUAAAUGACAUUAAUCUGUUUCCAGUGGGCAGGAAGAGAUCCCUCUGACACUGUCAUUAGUUUGUGAGUGGCAAAGAUGACUUCCAAAUGCCAUGUCAAACGAGUAACUGGUGCUGCCUCUGAAGAUACAGAAUGCAUCCCCUGCCAGAGCAUCUCUUCCAGGUGACCUGACAUCGAGACAACAGCUGUGCCCAGCCCCAGCUCUCUGCUUUACAAACAUGGCACACCACACCUCACAGCUCCGAAUGACUGCUCAAAGCAUCUGUUGCAAAGCCAGGGCAGGUUUUCCUUCCUUCCUUUUGUUUUGCCCACAGCUCACAGAAUGAGUAUCUCCACCUCCUGCAUCCAGCCCUGCAAAGAUAAUGUACUACAGCAAACUGCUUCUCAAGAUGCUGCAGGUAAACUAGACACACCUGUCUCCAGCCGUUGGAAUGAACUCAGCGUUAGAAACACAGCAUUAGCAACUGGUAAGGGGAUGAAAAGGCGACGUCGAGUCUCAGUGAAGCAGAAAUUGAGUGGGUGGGCGUGUUGAAACUGGACUUUCGGGCCCAUCAACAGUUAGUGAAGUAUGAAAAAGAGAAAUGGAACUUCCUCUGCUGUGACUCUCCUAACGAUUGUGUGUCUGCUGGAGUCCUGACAUCAUCUAGUGAGGAGGAAGUAAGUGCAGCAGCCAAUCAAGUGAUUCACAGUGGAAAGUUUAAAGAGCAGAGUGGGAGCUACUGCAUGCACCAGCAUGCCUAGAAGGGCAGAGGCAGCAGCACUCAUUUCUCUGGAUAUGGGCAUUGACUGCAAUAGGAGCUACCACAUCUAGGAGCCCAGCAUGGACAAAGCAGCUGAACUCAUGUGGCAGCUGGAGGAGUCACCUGACAAUGCAGGACAGCAGGAGCAGAGCCCUGAUGAUGGAGACACAGCAGAAGGGAUGGAGCAGCCUGCAUACAGCAAGGAUGAGCAACCACACAGCAAGGAUGAGCCACCCCAGAGCCAUACCCUCCUGUGGGACACUCUGGGCAAGCAGUUUGUAGAAUAUGAACAAGUGGCUCCAUUUCUCAUCCCAGAGGAGCAACAGAGAAGGCUGCGAGAAUUUCUUCCUCUCUUCUUAAAGGCCUGGGAACAAUCUGCUGGAGCAAUUGUAUUCCCCAACAUUCAGCUGUUAGCCAGUGAGGUUUCCAAGCUUCUGACUAAAGAAAUUAAGAGGAACCUCAAUGGAAAACCUGCAGAAGAAGCUCGUCUGGCUUUGGAGCAAUUGCUGAAGCAGAAAGGGGAAGCAGGAGAUGGCCAUUUGCUCCUGAAAUCAGUGUAUCUGCUCUCACAGACUGACUUGAGGACUCUGUGGAACAUUAUUGGAUCUGGACUCCCAGCUGCUCUGAUGCAGUGCCUGUACCUGUUCUUUACUGUCCCUCUGAAGAAAACCAGCAAUGACAGGGAGACAAGUGAGGAUGAUGCCCAAACUCAGGAAAUGCUUGUUAAGAUAAUGCUUAACAUGUACAAAGAGGAACAAGGCAUAGAGGAACUGCUGGCAGCUGAUAAGCUUCAGUCAUUAAUUAUAGCAACUUCUUCUCUGUGGGACCUGUGCAGCCACUCUUGGAAAGUACCUACAGGCUGUGUGCUAAGAACAAUUUCAAAGGCUCAGACCAAAAACAGCAUUGUAUAUCUGCAAGCUGUUGACUGCAUUAAAAUAGCUGUUCAGAAUCUCUUUACACUGGCUGAUACUCUACCUGCUUGUGAUGUGUGUGAAGCUGCCAGCAUUGUGUUGUGUUUUGUGAAAGAUUCUUAUCCUGUAUCAUCAGCUUUAUUGACAGAAUUUGAAAAUAAUGAUGGCUACCAGCUCCUGCUAAAAAUUUUACUCGGAUGUGAGGGUUUGCAGCAAAAUGAAGGAGACCCUUAUCUGGAUGAGAUCUUGGACAUGCUGACUUGCCUUACAACCUGUGGAAAAACUGAACUGAAAGUUUCUGGCAAUAUUGUGCACCCACAGUUGCCACACUUUGAUUUUGAACGGACACAGUCUUCUGGAAUGACAGUGAAAAACCUCCAGCCUUUCCAGGUGCUGCAAUCCAUUUUCCAGAGAAGUAAUGAUCAGCACCUGUGUGCAAGAAUCUUGGCAGCAAUUGGUACCAUAUGGGCUUGGGACAGAGUGAACUUCUUUCUUCUGGAAUGGACACUGCAACCUAUCAACCAAUUCACUGACAUCAUUCACUUCAAACCACCAGCAGUCCAAGUCCAGUUCUUCAGACUGGUGGAGUCCAUAGUCCUGGGCCUGUCCUAUGUUCCCCAUGAGAUUUUGAAGAAGGUUCAGUAUUUGAUAAAGGAAAACAUAGUGCCAUUCUGCACCUUAACAGCUCUCCAGUGCCUUCUCAGCAUGACCCAGAAGGACCUGUUAUUUAGUGACAUUUUCCGUGACUCUGGGCUCUUAGGCCUACUGCUGGCACUCUUGAGGAAGGAAGCCAAGAUCUUGAGGAAAUCAGCUGGAACUCCUCUGCCUAACCCAAAAGAAGGCACUGAGAAGGAAUUAAAUGUUGUGAUGCUGAAAAUGGUGGCUGCUCUUACAGCAAGGUCUGUGAGGAACACGGUUGUUCUGAAGGACUAUGGAAUGGUGCCAUAUAUCAAGAUAUUUUUGGAUGAUGAGUGCUACAGGAGUGCUACCCUCAGCAUCUUGGAGCAGUUAUCAGUCAUCAAUUAUGAAGAAUAUAUGAGCAUUAUUAUUGGAGCCCUCUGUUCUUCCACUCAAUGGGAACUGCACCUGAAACUAGAUCUUCUGAAGUCACUCUUGAGGAUACUGGAGAGUCCCAAGAGCCAUUCAGCUUUCAGAACCUGCAGUGGAUUCAACGGGCUCCUGUCCCUCCUGUCAGACAUGGAGGGUGCACUGCAGGACCCUCCACCUGGGCAGUGGGCAGCAGUUGGGCAGAAUUGCAUCUUGGAGCUGAUUUUCCAUGCUCUUCAGGGGAUAACUGCAGCCCUGCACCUAGACCCUGUCAACAGCACCUUCUUCCAGAGGAAUGGCCUCUUUGAAAAGAUGGCAGAGGAUCUGGGAUCACUUGGAUGCUUCUGGACAGAAGGGGAAAAGCCAAUUCCUGUGAGCCUUGAGAAGACAAGGACUUUUGCAGAAUUCUUGGAUGCAGCACUCUGUUCUUCACAACCUCUCCCAGAAUGGCUAAAAAACUGCAUUUGGAUUCUGAAUUUUCUUGAUCAUAUGGUCAAAGGAACCCUCCAUCAAGAAAGCUACUUUAAGGAGAGGAAGCCAGAGAUGGGAGAAGCAAGAGAUGAUCAGGAGGCACCCCAAGCUCAAGAAGAGCAUCCUGUUGCUUUCAAAAGACCAGUCAACAAAUUACCUGCCUCUGCCUAUAUGCUAUGGGGGAAUCCUGAAGAGAAGUUGGAAAUGAGAGACUGCACCAUUGUACAUCCAGGUGCUGUCUGUGUCAUGGUGAGGUUGUUGCCAAGGCUGUACAAAGAAGGAUAUGCUCAGCUUUCCCAGGAGAUCCAAUGCGCUCUGGUUGAUCAUAUCCAGUCCUUGGUGAAGUCAGAGAAGAGCCGUCAGGUGAUGUGUGAGUGUGGCCUGCUGAGCACAGUCAUCACCUCCUGUCAGGAUGCUUUCUGCAGUGACAGCCACCCCCUGCACCUGCCCCUCACCAGGGUGUUUGAGAAGCUGGCAUCACAGGCCGUUGAGCCACAUGUGUUAAGGCAAUUUUUGUCGUUGGGAGGUUCUCCAUUACUACCUUCUAGGCCCAGCACAAACAAGACGAAGGUCCUUUCCCGUCAGGGGAGUGAUUCAGCUAAUGCAGGUUCAGAAGAGAGUGUGGUGGGCAGUAAAUCUGAUCCUCAGACUGUUGUGCCAGUCAGGAGUUCUCCUUGGCUGUCUAAGGGAUCUGCACUGGCACUCCAGACUGCCAUGAGUCUCAUCUCCAUGACAUCCCCUCGGAACUUCCAGCUGCACAGCACUGCUUUGGCUCCAUCCUUUGUGGAGUUUGACAUGUCCAUGGAAGGCUAUGGGUGUUUAUACCUGCCUACCUUGGCCACUGUCAUGGGAUCCAGUGCAGACCAAUCUGUCUCGGGAGGGACUGGCACAGGCAGCAGGAUGUUCCCUCCCACCAGUGGCCUGACGCUGUCCUGCUGGUUCCUGGUGAGCAAGUUCGGCUUGGUGCACAGCAGCCACCCACUCCGCUUCCUUACCAUUGUCAGGCACAUGUCAAGAGCAGAGCAAGAAUUUGUUUGCUUUUCUGUAAGCUUCUUCCCGCAGGACCUUUCUUUGGUCAUUUCUACAGAAGAAGUAGAAUUCCAGCCACUUGAUAUUAUGGAACCUGAGACUGAGGUCCUAAAUCCCUCCCCAUUUCCAAGGCAAGUCAAGUUUGGCUGUGGUAAACUUCUGGUCACUGGCCAGUGGCAUCAUCUCACAGUGACAGUGGCUAAGGAAGCAAAGAAGAACUGCAUUGUGUCAGCUUAUAUAAAUGGCCAGAUGCUUGGCUCUGCAAAGAUGCAGUAUCUCCAGCCUUUACCAGGUAGCUGCAUUUCCAUGGAACCCUCUUCCUUUGUUGAUGUCUAUGGGUACAUAGCCACUCCUCGCAUUUGGAAACACAAGUCCUUCUUGACCUGGCGCCUUGGUCCUUCACACUUGUUUGAAGAAGCCAUUUCUGUGGAAACCAUGGAAGUUAUUAUUAAGCUUGGCCCUCAGUAUUGUAGCAACUUCCAAGCAGUACAGCUUCAAGGUGAGGACCAGUGCAGUGAUCAUAUCAUCGCACCUCUGGUGGCAGAAGAGAAGAUUUCUUUUGGAAUCAAUGCUGUCUGCUCAUCUCUCACUACAGUCCAAGAUAUAAAGAACUCUUACAAUGAAGUGGAUGGUCGGCUGAUUGCCAAAGAGAUUGGGAUUAAUUCUCGGGACAGUUCAACUCCAAUAUUCCUGGCUAAGAAUAUUGCUGGACACCUCUGCGGUUCCUUAAGGACCAUUGGGUCAGUUGCUGUGGGCCAAUAUGGGGUGAGAGUGUUCCAGUCCUCCCCAGCAGCCACCAGCCUGAACUUUAUUGGGGGCCCUGCCAUUCUCCUGGGUCUCAUUGCCAAGGCGCACGAUGACCACACCAUGUAUGCAGCUGUCAAAGUCCUCAACUCCAUCCUCAACAGCAGCCCCUUGAGUGCAAAACUGAUGAGGCACAUCCACGGAUACCAGUUGCUAAGCUACCUAUUGAAGAGGAAAACUCGGCUGCUAAACAACAGGAUUUUACAGUUAAUAUUCUCCCUAGUGGGCACAGCUGAGCUGGGCUUUGAGUCUUCUGUCAUCAAGAAUUAUAGUGCAUUCCAGUAUGUUCUCUGCAACUUUGAGCUUUGGAUGAAAGCACCAGAAAAUCUUGACCUUGUUCUUCUUUCCCAUCUUGUGGAGAUCUUGCAGUCCUCCAGAGAUGCAUGUCAGAAUAUUGCACUUGCCUACCAGGUGCAAAUGGUGCCCAAGCUUGUUUUCCUUUUCAAUGAUCCUGAAAUCAGCAGCUCCAAGAUCACUGUGGCCUGCACUAUCCUGUCCCAUCUCUUGCAAGGAUACUUUAAUACAAGGGAUGUUCUCAGGAUUGGAUUGUUCCUUGUUUACACCUUGAAACCUUCUUCUGUGGAUGAAAAUCAGAUUUACAUGGAUAGUGUGGCUGAGAGGCCCACUGAAGCCUUAAACCAAACAUCUGGAAGGACAAUCUGUCUUCGAAACCAGCUACUGAGGAUGCUUUUAGAUGUAAUACGCUCAGACAAACUUCAGCUGUCCUCUGAGGAAAAAGAAAAGACAUUUUUGGCGCUGGGGCCAGACUGGUUUCUGCUGUUCACACAGAGCUACCUGCACUUCAGCACAGUUGUCCUGGGAAUCAAACUGCUCCUGUGCUUCCUCCACAAUCGUUUGCUGCUGAACAAAUUCAAGGAGGGGAUAGUGGCUGGGCGUUGGCUGGAAAACAGCUCUGCAGGGUUGAACAUUCUAAUGGAUAAUUUAAAAAGUCAUCCUCCAGUGCCUGACAAUGGCAACUUCUUGAUUUUUGGAUUUUCUGUAUUGCAAAGAUGUCUCACUGAUCAUGUUCACAUUCCUGAGAUCUACUUGGUUGUGGCAGAGCUCUUUCUGGCAACUCCACCGUUUGACCCACCUGAAGCAGUCAAGAAAGAUCUUGAGUCUAUGUUGCAGUGGAUCUUGCAGCACCACCAUAGAGAGAAUGUCCUCAAAUCUGGGCUGUGUGCAGAGGCAGCUGUGUUACUGCUGGAAAUGGUUAGAUUCACUGUGGACAAGCCUAUUGCAGAUGCAGAGGCCUCCUGGGCAAUUGCCUAUCCGGGGAAUGUUAUCGAGUUUCUGUGCUUGAUCUAUCACAGUUAUACACAGGACCCUGUGUGGCACUGUCCUGACUUCUUGAAAGCUUUGGCUAUGAUUGCUUUUCAUUCAGGAUCACCCAAGGGUGGAUCUGAAGGCCUCCUGACCCCUGAUGGUCCAGCCAUUGCUGAAGGGAAAGGCUGUGCUGAUCCCUCCUCUCUCCCACUGCUACCACACCCUGCCAAGAAACAAGUGUGGGAUUUCGUGCGAGUCCUCCUGAUGGACAGUCUUCUCAACAUCCCAGCAAGCAAACAGGGACACCCCCUUGAGCUGCUUCUCGAGGCUUCUCCAGAAGAUGCCACCAGUGAGCAGAGGAGACUUUUUCAGACAAAAGUUCUACUGUCUGCUAUGGAUGUCUUUCAGGUUGCCAGCCAAGGCGAGGGGAAAAUGAGACCAAGAGCAAACACUGAUCCUCAUGGUUGUUCAGAAUCAGCUGCACCCCUAUCCAUGAUGAAUAUUGCUUAUUUUGUUCAGAAGCUGGUUGAGAAACUGAGCAGCAGAAUGUUUGUGGCUGACCCCAAGCAAAUCCUGAUCUUCAUUGCCAAACAGAUUAUGUGUGUUUUAGAAAGCUCUGUUUCUCAAAAGGAAGUUUUUCUCAGUGCCCUGUACAGCUGCUUAAACAGAGCCAUCCUAUACUGCUUAUCCAGACCUCAACAAUCACUGCCUGAACAGUUUAAUGUCCUGAAUACUCUCAUUGUCCUGCAAGAGCAGUGGGACAUUAUCUUUGCAACUUACAACUCAAAUAGUAAUUUUGUCAUCUGCCUCAUGUACUGCCUUUGCCAACUGAACUCGGGCAGCUGCUCAGAAGGUUUUGGGAUGGAUGCAAAACCAAAGCUGGCUUCUCAUCACCAAAUUUUCCUUGCACCUAGUGAAGAGGAAAAGGGCAGCCUGCCUACUCCAGAUGAUGUCCACCAGGAGAUUCUGAGGACAGUAGAAAUCAUCUGGAAGCAGCUCAUUUCUCAGAGGCGGCAGGCUCUGGAGGACAUUUACAAGAUGGAUCUCUCUGUAAAAGGAAAUGACAAAGAAAGGGACAUGAAGAUAACAGAGAUCACUCCUUUAUGGGAAGAAAUUAUGACAAAAGCUUGGCAACACUUGCUAGUAUCUGAAAAGAAGCUUCUCCAGAAUAAAGCAGGGCCAAGCCUGUCCCAGAGCAAGCACAAUUCCUGGAGUGAAAGCCUCUCUUCAGCAAUUAGGUUCAUACCUGGCCGAAACACAAAGGAAACAUGCAAAUCAGAGGGAUUUGUGUCAUGUAUGGAACGGUACCGAAGAGUCGGGCAGGAGCUCUAUGCUUCUUUGUACAAGGACCAUGUGCAGAUGCAGCAGUGUGCUUACAGCAAAGCAGCCAAGGACUGGAUGACACUCGAGGAACAGCUUUUCCUCAGAGGGGGCCCAUGGAGAGAUGCUUCACCAUCAUUCGAGCCACGAUGGAUGCUUGAUUGUUUUGAGGGGCCCUCAAGAAUGAGGAGGAGGAUUCAGCUCAUGAACACCCAAGUGGCAGCAAUGCAAAGGAAGAGUGAGAUUCUCCUAGGAAACAGAAGGGAAACAACUUUCCCAACUGAAGUGAAUCCAGGAGAGCUGAUGUUAAAUGGAGCAGAGACGGAGAUGGAUCAGAAAGGAUUGGAUUGUAACCAGCUAACAUUCUUCCCAGCUCUACAUGAAAGUUUCCAUUCAGAAGACUUCUUGGAACUGUGCGUGGAGAGACAAAUUAUCUUGCAGGAGUUUGCAGAGAAUGAAAAGGUGACAUUCAAGUGCUCCGUGGCAGUCGUGCAGGGUCAUACAGCACUGGAAGGGGUGCUGCUCUUUGGCCAAGAGCACUUUUACAUCUGUGAGUGCUUUGUGUUAUCCCUUCAGGAGGAAGUCUAUUGUACUCGUCACUGCUUGUCCAGAAUCAGUGAUCCAUUUAUUUUCAACUUAUGUCAUAAAGACCAUGCUGUGGGAGACCAGACGUGUUCCCGUUUUUCCUAUCAGGAUAUCAAAGAGAUCCAUCUGAUGCGCUUUCUCCUGCAGGAGAUCGCCUUGGAAAUAUUCUUCAAAAAUGGCUACUCCAGAUUUCUUGUCUUCCAUGACAGUGACCGAAAUAAGAUCUUUAAAAGAUUCUGUUCUUUCCAACCUGCUUUGAAGUCGAAGGGGAUAACAGAGGAAUCCCUAAAUAUAAGGAAACACUCAGGAGGGGAAAAGACAAUGCUCCAAAAGUGGCAGAAGAGGGAGAUCAGCAACUUUGAUUAUCUCAUGUACCUGAACACUCUGGCUGGCCGCAGCUACAAUGAUUACAUGCAGUAUCCUGUGUUUCCAUGGGUCCUUGCUGACUACCACUCUGAGACUCUAAACCUCACUGAUCCUCAUACAUUUCGAGACCUGACAAAGCCCAUGGGAGCACAAACUGUGGAGAGGAAACAAAAGUUUAUCCAGCGCUUCCAUGAAGUGGAAAAAAGUGAGGGAGACCUGUCAGCCCAGUGCCAUUACUGUACUCACUAUUCAUCAGCAAUUAUAGUGGCAUCUUACCUGGUGCGAAUGGAGCCAUUUACCCAGACCUUCUGUUCUCUUCAGGGUGGGAGUUUUGAUGUUGCAGACCGGAUGUUUCACAGUGUCAAGAACACGUGGGAAUCAGCAUCAAGGGACAACAUGAGUGAUGUCAGGGAGCUCACCCCUGAGUUCUUUUACUUGCCAGAGUUCCUGACAAAUGCAAAUCACUUUGAACUUGGCUGCAUGCAGGAUGGAACAGUGCUGGGAGAUGUGCAGCUUCCUCCUUGGGCAGAUGGGGACCCCCAUAAAUUCAUUUUUCUGCACAGACAGGCACUGGAAAGUGACUAUGUCAGUGCCCACCUUCAUCGCUGGAUCGAUCUGAUUUUUGGCCACAAGCAGCAUGGCUCAGCUGCAGUGGAGGCAGUUAACACCUAUCACCCUUACUUCUAUGGAGACAAGACAGACCUCAACAACAUUAAAGAUCCUCUGAUUAAGGGCACUAUCCUGGGGUUUAUCAGCAACUUUGGACAGAUACCAAAGCAGCUCUUCACGAAGCCACAUCCAUCUAGGAAUGCUCAAGGGAAAGGUCCAGCAGCAAGAGAGUCUGGGCUGUUCCUUCACUCAAGUGGAAUUCUUCCUCCUCUUGUGAGCAGUCUGCAAAAUCUGAAGCUCUCACCAGUUACCAUAAAAGACUAUCCCAAGGGAGCUAUUGGGCACAUUGUUCAUACAGAGAAAGGCAUUCUGGCUGUCGAAAAAAAUAAAAUUUUGAUUCCUCCUCUUUGGAGUAAAACAUUCUGCUGGGGAUUUGAGGACUUCACCUGCUGCUUUGGCACCUAUGGAUCUGAGAAGAAUGUGACUACAUUUGAGUGCAUGGCAGACUGGGGAAAGUGCCUCUGUGCAGUGUGUCCUUCAGCAACUACCAUCAUCACAUCUGGAACAAGCUCAGUUGUGUGUGUCUGGGAGUUCUCCCUGGUCAAGGACAAAGUGAAAUGUCUAAACCUGAGACAGGCUUUGUAUGGACACACUCAGGCAGUGACCUGCCUUGCUGCAUCUGUAGCCUACAGCAUCUUUGUGAGUGGCUCUGAUGACAGAACGUGCAUCAUCUGGGACCUGAACCAGCUGACGUUCAUAAACCAGCUUCCUGCCCACGAGGAGAGCCUCUGCUCUGUUGCCAUCAACAAUUCAACAGGUGACAUUGUGUCCUGUGCGGGAUCUCAGCUGUACCUGUGGACAGUCAAUGGGCAGCCCCUGGCAAGCACCAGCACUGCCCCCAGCCCCAGCUGCCACUGCCUGACCUGCUGCUGCUUUGCUGAAGUGAUGGACUGGGACACACGCAGCAUCAUCAUCACAGGAAGCACAGAUGGAGUGGUCAGGAUGUGGAAGAUGAAAUACAGCAACACCCCAGAGCAAGGUGCUGGGCUGAGAGCACAGAGCGGGGUAAUGGAAGAGCUGGACAGCACAGGUAACAGGUGUGGAAAACAUCUUGUUCUCUGUCGGGAGCUGAACCCCAGCGCUGCCCUGGCUGGCCGGGCGAGCAGGACGAGCGCGGCGGUGACGGCGCUGGCCGUGUCCAGAAAUUCCUCCAAGCUCCUAGUUGGUGAUGACUGGGGAAGACUCUACUGCUGGUCUGUGGAUGGGUAGGAAGAAACAGUCAAGAUUUCUUGGUUUUUCAACCUUUUGGAUGGAGAGAAAAUUUAUCCUUCAGAGCAUGAGAGAAGCAGAGAAACUGGAAGCCUCUGGUUGGGGACUGAAUGUUAAGGGAGUUGUUGGACUGACCCUGGAGUCAAGCAUAAUUUAAAUUAGACACUGGACCCCAAAGUUGUGAGAGAAACUGACACAUAUGCACAUAGACAAUGAGAUUUUUUGUAGUAUUUGUCUUGGGAAAACUUUUGUAUUUAAAAUGUUAUUUUAGAUACUGAAUUUGACAUAAUACAUUGUAUUUCACAAAUAUUAUUUAGAAAAUAAAACUGCCUUGAUUAUGCCAAAGAGCAGUGUAGCUUAAUAAUAACAUAUUGUAUUUUUAAUAUAAUGGGAUAAAAAAUACUUGUGCUUCAAACAGGUAAAUGAGUAUGUCCCAGUAUUUUUGUUCUUCACUGACAUGCAAGAAUAUUAAUAUCUCCAUUCUUACUCUUUCCUUCUCCCUGAAUUUGCAUUAAAAUAUAUGCAUGCCUUUUGAAAAGCUAUUUUGUUUGCAA
This is a messenger RNA of Zonotrichia albicollis (white-throated sparrow), 12993 nucleotides long. The record is from RefSeq and is a predicted model, not a curated record. NCBI's taxonomy places the organism in Eukaryota, Metazoa, Chordata, Aves, Passeriformes, Passerellidae.